AUGGCCGAAUCGUCGGACCGGAAGGGGAAAGGCAAGGCGACGCGUCUGCCGAGCACCGAGUCCAGCUCCGAGAGGCCCCCGUCGGACCGGAAGGGGAAAGGCAAGGCGACGGGUCUCACCGAGUCCAGCUCCGAGGGAUACCCGUCGAACCGGAAAGGGGAAGACAAGGCGAGGCGAUCGUCGCAGGACAGCAUCCAGUCCAGCCCCGAGAGGUCCCCGUCGGACCGGAGGGGGAGAGGCAAGGCCAGGCGAUCAUCGGGCCGGAGGGAGAGAAGCAAGGUGAGGCGAUGGUUGCGGGACAGCACUCACUCCAGCUCUGAGAGGUCCCCGUCGGACCGAAAGGGGAAAGGCAAGGAGAGGCGAUCCAGCACACCGUUCAGCCCCCAGAGGUCCGGGUAG
Messenger RNA from Anthostomella pinea, 399 nucleotides. The record is from the annotation of a GenBank genome assembly. NCBI's taxonomy places the organism in Eukaryota, Fungi, Ascomycota, Sordariomycetes, Xylariales, Xylariaceae.